GUAAACUCUAUUGUCUGUGGUUAUGGUUGAGUAGUUUGUUGUGUGGUGAGUGAAUAAUAAUUUUUAAAAUACAUAAUCGAUCAAUGAUGGAAAACGCUGAAGAAAUAUUCCAUUUUCUUGAAGAUUUCUCCAAACGCAAACCUAAAACAAUCCCACAAGAACUCAACGAAUACUUGGCAUACGUAGCUCGGACCGGCGAUCCAGUCUACCAAUGGUCACUCGUUAAAAGUUUGUUCAAAGAAAAACUUCUAUCUGUGAUCACGGAUUUCUACGAAACCACACCAGGUAUUGACAUUCCACCUUACCCAAACGUGGACCCAUUCAAUUAUGACAUCAUGAAAAAUAGCCUACUAGAACGCCUAGAUUCAUUCACGUCUGCCCCAUUCACAGUUCAAAGAAUUUGUGAAUUACUAACUUAUCCACGUAAACAAUACAACCGCGUUGACAAGUUUAUGAGAGCUAUAGAAAAGAACAUUUUAGUUGUAAGCACUAGAGAACCAGGAAUCCAGCGCCAUGCUGAACCUGAAAAUGGUGAACCUGUUGAACCCAUUGUGAACGGCUCAGAUAAUAAUUCCGAGUACAAUGUGGAUGUCGAAAUGGAAGACAUGUCUUGGAAGGAGAAUGCUGAGCAGCCACAAAUAUCAGAACCUCAACCAGGAUCAUCAGAUGCUCACAUUUCAGUAGAUGACAUUGAGGCUCGAUUAAAGGCUAAACAAGAGACUCCAAUGGAUACUCAAGACAAAAUUGCUACUCAAUAUGAAUCAGUUACGCCUCCUGAACUUAACAUAGGUGCUGAUGAACCACCGGAGGAAAUAAAAACCAGUGCGGAGACAACACCCCAAGCAACAGUAUCCACUGAGGAACCUAAAGUGGAUGCAGCCUCAGCAAGUGCCAGUGAGGAACCAAAGGUUGAUGUUGAAAUGAAACCCGAGGAUGCACCUACUGCUGCCGCUCCUACUUUGAUCAUUCCAGAAAUAAAAGUUGAAGAUGCUGAAAUGACUGAACAGAGGCUUACUGAGAAAACUUCAACCGAUAAGGUUGAAGAUGUUAGUCAGCCUGUUGAAAAGGAACCUCCUAGCUCAGAGCCUAAAACUGUGAUAGAAGCACAACCAGUGUCUAUGGAUGAGAAUAGCUCAGACUCAACAACAAAAGAAGACAAUGAACCUAAACUUAUUUCUGAAGUUUCAACAUCAAGUGAAGAAAGUUCCUCUUCAAGUGAUAACACUGAUGGUAAUAGCAAUUCCCCUAAGACUGACGAGAGGCACAUUGAUGUGCAAGAUGAGUCAAACCAGUCUGAUACUCCAUCGGACACAGCUUCAGAAGAAAGUAAUGUAAAGGAUACUGAGCCAACGCCUGAGACCACUCCUGAAAGGCCUCCAGAAGAAGCUUCUCCUAAAGUUGAAAUGCAAUCAGAUAAUUACUCAAUAUCUGAUGUGAACUCUGAACUACCUCAACCUCCAGAAGUACCCAAGGCACAAGAGGUGCCCGAGGAGAAAAAGGAACCAGAAAAGAUUGAGGAAGAAGUAAAGUCUGACAAUACAGUAACAGAAGCUAACAAAGAGUCAUAAAUGAUCCGACUCUUUAAUAAUUAUUCUUUUUUAUUCUGUGACUGUUAGUUGAUAAGUAGAAAAGUUAAUGAAUUUUCUUUAGACACUGUGAUGAAUUUCAAGUGUUUUCCCAAUAAUAUUCAUAGAAUCUAAUUUAGUACCCUCAUCCUCUUAGUAAGUUGAAAUAGUUUAAUUGCUGGUAAAAUGCAAGUGCUUUAUGGUCAAACUGCCUAUUAAUACUUGAAAUGAAAAUGAAUGAUUGUAACUUAGUAUUAUUUUAUACCAAUUUAAUGUAACGAAUAUGAAAAAUAAAUGAUGAAUCAGUUUUGUAA
This is a messenger RNA of Helicoverpa zea (corn earworm), 1879 nucleotides long. It is a transcript of the gene PPP4R2r, whose product is annotated as serine/threonine-protein phosphatase 4 regulatory subunit 2. Bases 84 to 1568 code for a protein of 494 amino acids. Lineage: Eukaryota; Metazoa; Arthropoda; Insecta; Lepidoptera; Noctuidae. Gene Ontology annotation, cellular component: cytoplasm; protein phosphatase 4 complex; nucleus. The record is from RefSeq and is a predicted model, not a curated record. Gene Ontology annotation, molecular function: protein phosphatase regulator activity. The transcript has a single exon. Gene Ontology annotation, biological process: protein dephosphorylation.